This is a messenger RNA of Syzygium oleosum, 1151 nucleotides long. Its product is annotated as protein S40-5. The record is from RefSeq and is a predicted model, not a curated record. Lineage: Eukaryota; Viridiplantae; Streptophyta; Magnoliopsida; Myrtales; Myrtaceae.
CUUCCCAUGGCCGCGCCAACAAUACUAGAGAAAUUAAAGAAAAAAUGGAAUCGUGAAUUUGUUAGCUCCUCCCUCUUUUCGUUCUUGUCUUUUUGCAUGAAGUUCGUAUUUAUGAGUUUCGUCUCUCAAGAGGGUCGACGGCAGAAGUCCAUUUGCUCGCCGGAAACCGGCCGUCUCCCAUGGACAAGGGCCGGAGGCUGACGAUAAGCCUGAGCGAGAGAUACCUGGGGAGCUACGGCGGCGGCGGCGGCGGCGGCCAUGGAGUCGGCGGCGCCGACGCGCCCGAGCUCGGAGAGGAGGACAUUUGGUCGGCGGUGGACGACAUGGCGCUCCCCGCGGGGGGCGCCGGCGAUCAGCAGGGCGCGUGGACCCCACGCGCCGGCAGCGGGAUCGGCGGCGGGGGCGCCUCGGUGGGGUCGUUGGGCGACGGACGCCGCGCGGGCGGGCUGUCCCUGGCCCUCGUGGACUCUGGAGGCGGGGUGGCGUCCCCGAGGAUCGUGCACCAGUUCCGCGGCGGGAACGCGGCGACCGCCGGCGGCGGGGCGGCGCCGUCGCCGCGGGGGCGGCAGCUGGCGUCGUCGGCGCCGGUCAACGUGCCCGACUGGAGCAAGAUAUACCGGGCCGACUCGGUGGAGUCGCUGCACGACUCGGACGACACGUUCGACGACGGCGAGGCGGCGGAGAUGGUGCCGCCGCACGAGUACCUGGCGCGGGAGUACGCGCGGAACCGGAAGGGGGCGGCGGCACCGUCGGUGUUCGAGGGCGUCGGCCGGACGCUCAAGGGCCGCGACAUGCGGCGGAUCCGCGACGCCGUCUGGAGCCGAACCGGGUUCGACGGGUGAAAACUUUUUUUUUUUUUGUUGGUGGGGGGCGGGCAAUGAUCAGCUGAGUCCGACUCAGUUACUCGAACUUUGAACUGAGUCGGACUCGGAACGAGUGAGCUCAAGCAAUGAUUGCAAGUUGCAAUUAUUGUGCAUUUGUCCAGCUCUAUAUUUUUUUUUGGGGUUUUUCUUGGUUGAAUUUAGGAUAUUCAGUGCAGCCUCUUGUAGAGAAAAAUAUGAUGAUUUCUUUUUCUUCUUCUUCUUUUUUUUGGCCUGAUUUAUUUAGUGUUCAUUUCUACGCGAAACAAAAAAAAAAUUGUUUUCACUCGA